Messenger RNA from Xiphophorus couchianus (Monterrey platyfish), 2476 nucleotides. RefSeq names its product sulfotransferase family 2, cytosolic sulfotransferase 2 (gene sult2st2). The transcript is spliced from 6 exons. The coding region runs from base 133 to 999 and encodes 288 amino acids. The record is from RefSeq and is a predicted model, not a curated record. NCBI's taxonomy places the organism in Eukaryota, Metazoa, Chordata, Actinopteri, Cyprinodontiformes, Poeciliidae. Gene Ontology annotation, molecular function: sulfotransferase activity.
AAGAGGCGACGGCUUAUAGUCCCGACCUACUCAUUAGUAUCAGCAAAGUUCAAACAAAGUCCAGCAGUGUUCAGCUCGGAGCUGCCCGAACCGAACCGCACACACUUAGCUCCGUUCACUCUGCUCGGAACCAUGACUGAAGCGGACCUCUACACUCUGUACAAGGGCGUGUAUGUACCUACUGCGGUACACACUCCGGAGAGCCUCAAGUACUACGAGGAGUUUACAUUUCGACCUGACGACGUUGUCAUCGUAACGUAUCCCAAGUCAGGGACAACUUGGAUGCAGGAAAUUCUUCCCCUGAUUGUAAGAGGAGGGGAUCCAGCCUCCGUUGAGACGCUGCCUAACUGGGACCGCGUUCCCUGGCUGGAGGAGACCCGGGCCUCCAUCCUGAAGCUCGAAGAGCGGCCGUCUCCUCGCUUGUUCACCACGCACUUCCACUACAGCAUGAUGCCGCCGUCCUUCUUUCAAGUAAAACCAAAGGUGGUCUAUGUCAUGAGGAACCCCAAAGAUGUGUUCACGUCUGCCUUUCACUAUUACAACAGCGCCUCGUUCUUGGUGAAACCGGGUCCGCAGAGCGAGUUCCUCCAGAAGUUCCUCACGGGAAAAGUUAUUUUUGGCUCCUGGUUUGACCAUGUGAAAGGCUGGCUGAAUGCUAAAGAGAAACUGCAGAUCAUGUACAUCUCCUACGAGGAGAUGAUAAAGCAGGACCUGAACGACGCUGUGAGCAGGAUCGCUCAGUUCCUGGGGAAGCCUUUGGAGCUCGAUGUUCUGGAGAAGAUAGCCGACAAGUGUUUAUUCAAAAACAUGAAGAAUAACCCUAUGUCCAACUACUCGGUGGUGCCCCAGGAAUUCAUGGACCAAACAAAGAGUCAGUUCCUUCGUAAAGGGGUCGCUGGAGACUGGAGGAACCUGCUUACACCAGAUGAGGCACAGCACUUUGACAACGUGUUCAAAGAAAAAAUGAAAGAUGUGAACUAUAAAUUCAACUGGGAUUAAGCCAGUUUAGUGCAAUUGCUUUUACCGUUUCAUAAAAAGAAUUAACUAGUAUGUCAGACCAGUGACUGAAAAAAAGCAAUACUGUAUUGAGAGCAGUUCAAACUUUGACCUUUUCUUCUGCGACUUAACGAAGUUUCAAAAACAAAAAAAAACAAAUGCUCAACGUUGUGAUCCAUUUUGCCUAGGAAGUCAGAGCUUACCAGGUAAGUGGAACUGGGAAAAUACCUAAAACCGAAAUUUCUACUGGUUUUGCAGUAGAAAACCAGUGAGGAUAGCAAAGUGUUGUCUUCAAUAACCAAGCUAACUAUGUUAAGUGACGUAAGCCAAGAAUAAAAAAAUCUGUAGCAUUUAAUACAUUUAAAAUAUCAUGGCAACACUUUAACUACUAUAGUUUGUCAGCAGCUAAACUGAUAACUGAUUGAGUCAAAUGGAAACUGUCAACAGAACAAAUAGUUUAAAAUCUUUAUCAUGAAGAUUGAUUAGCUUAGGGAAAAUGUACGCAAUUGACAUGCGUUACUAUAGCACAAAUAAACAUUUUUAGCAUUAGUUGUUUUUAAAUGGCUUAAAUUAACUAAAACGGCUAAUAACCCAGCAGUGAACUUUUCAUCGUGACAUAGCGGUUAGCUUUUCAUCGUGACAUAGCGGUUAGCUUUUCAUCGUGACAUAGCGGUUAGCUUUUCAUCGUGACAUAGCAGUUAGCUUUUCACCGCUCUAAAAUAUUCUACAAAUGCACUGCCGUACAUAAUCCGUCUGGCACAGGCAACAGAACUGUUACUGAGAGUUGCUGCAGACAACCUCAGUUGAAAAAAUUUGAGCUAUCCCUUUAAGCUGGACUAGAAGUUUUUUAAAGUGCUAGGUUUGCUUUUUCGCUCAGUCGGCUCUGUGAUUGCGUGGUGGUUCACUUUGCCCUCAAAAGCUGCAUGCUUUUUACUGACUGACUCACUGAGGGAAGGUUUGAUGCAAUAGCAUUCCUCACAGCACAUUACUGAUAUGUUGCAAGGCAUGUGAGAUUGACCUUUUUUGGAAUAAUGUUGCCCUUUAGAGAAUGAAGAAGACAUGUUGAGUUGUAGUAGUUCUGUGUUAAAGCUUGAGGGACAUCUGAAAACCUCAGCCAUGGUAAAGUUCAGAUGACGGAGAAAGGCGUACAUAGCACGCCUUCAUUGCACAUAUGGAGAAGCACCAUAAGUUUUCUAUGCAACUUGUAUUCAACAAAAAUACCAGGCAUGUUAAAUCCUGAGCAGCUGAAAUCCCAUAAAAACCUGCAGCUACUCCUGCUUUUCAUAAGCACUUACAUGAUGUAAUUAAAAGAAUGUAUCUAAGAACAUUAAUAAUGUUUCACCCAAACAAAUAUUUGUUGAUUUUCUUACAAACUCUUAUAAAAACUGUUUAACUCAUAGUCCUGUGUCCUUUCAUUAUGCUUUGUAGUGUAAUACUGUAGAAAGUUGUAUGAAACAAAUAAAAACUUUCACACUCUGUG